Erythranthe guttata (spotted monkey flower) is the source of this 1092-nucleotide messenger RNA. The record is from RefSeq and is a predicted model, not a curated record. NCBI's taxonomy places the organism in Eukaryota, Viridiplantae, Streptophyta, Magnoliopsida, Lamiales, Phrymaceae.
AUGGUUUUCGCCACCGGCGCUUCGUCUGGAUUUGAAGCUCAAUUUCUCUGUGAUACACUUCUGUUUGCGGUUUUCCCUCUUACAAACAAUAGAUUCGAAGAGGAAGACGGGUCCGACGAGGAACCCCCCUUCGAAGUUUUGAAGCUUUCCGGUGACCGUCAUUGUGGCAGAAUGAACAUACAGUCCUUUUACCGGCUGUGUUAUAUUUUAGAAAAUGUGGGCGGUCUUAAAGAAAAUAGAAAUGUGUCUAUACCAGAGCAAGUCGCAAUGUUUCUUCAAAUUUUAGCCCAUCACACAAAAAACGUUGUUGUUCGGAGUCAUUUUAACAGAUCUGGGUACACGGUAAGCAAACACUUUAACAGCGUUCUACUGGCCUUACUUAAGUUACACGAAAUGCUACUGAUUACACCAAAACCCGUCGACGAACUUUGUGAAAAUGAGCGCUUUUCGCAUUUCAAGGGAUGUCUCGGUGCACUAGAUGGGACGUACAUAGGGUGCCGGGUUCCUUAUCUUGAUAAACCAAGAUACAGGAAUCGCAAGGGCAAUGUGUCGAUCAAUGUUCUAGCUGUUUGUGAUGAUAACAUGAAUUUUAUAUACCUACUUACGGGUUGGGAAGGGUCUGCAGCCGAUAGUAGAAUACUUCGUGAUGCAGUAACCCGAGACAAUGGUCUUCGAGUCCCCACGGGUAACUACUACUUGGUUGACAACGGUUAUACGAACGGGGAAGGUUUUUUGGCACCGUACAGAGGUUGUAGAUACCACCUCGAUGCAUAUGCAAACGGUCCAACCGCACCUAGGAAUUUUAGAGAAUUUUUUAACAUGAAACAUGCCAAGGCAAGAAACAUCAUCGAGCGGGCUUUUGGCCUUUUGAAGUCACGAUGGGCCAUAUUACGUAGUCCAGCAUAUUAUCCCAUCAAGGUUCAAAAUAGGAUCGUAAUGGCGUGUUGUCUCCUACAUAAUUUUAUACGCACGACCAACGACUUUGAUCCAGAGGAGGAAACUUUAGACGAAUUUUUGAGGAAAAAUCCAGGCAUUAUUAACGGCGAGGAUUACAUCAAUACUGUUGAGACUUCGGAGGAGUGGACGAACUGA